AAAACCCAAGUUAGAGCAAUUUAACUCGUCUGAUUCUUUUAGGAUCCGUUUAUUUAUUUUUGCAAUAAAGUAAUGUAAACAGUAAAACAUUGUUUUUGCGCUGAUUAGGGUUUGCGAAUAAAUUAUGGAAAAUGUUGACGCGCGGCAUUAUGGGAUAUCAAAGUCCUCCGGCGGCGCGGUGCCGCCAUGUCUCCAAGACAGAAGCGGUUCAUAGCGUUUAGCUCUCUCGUGUUUUGUUCUAUUGUAAUAUUCUCUCUAGUUGUGUAUUAUAUUCCAACCUUUUUUUAUAUAGCUUUCAUUCUUGGAGUUUGUUGCGUUGCCUGUGUUUAUCACAGUGGAGAAUCACUCAACGUUAGGUUAGGCCCUCAUCCACGCCAUGGUCUGACUAUUCCACCAGUGCUGCGACGCUGGUUGCCAGAGAUUGCGAACGGAUUACCCACAGCGGGGAGAGUCAGAAGUCGCACGGUCAAGGGUGAUGUUAGGGAACCGCUAGUAUUUACUGACCAAAGACGUUCCGAGAGCGCUAUUUAUCGGAAAGUCGCGGGACAAAGCGACUCAUUUCUGUUCAGUCCUCGGGAUAUACUAAUGGGAAGUUACAUUGGGAAGGCAGAAAGUCCUCCCUCAGUUCUUGGGAGGCCUCGAGCUGGUGCGAAUUCGCGUGUUAACCCAAACGCACGAGAACAACUGCGAGAAAUAUUGGCGCGACCCAACCACGCUGUUUAUACUCCGAACAAAAGACUGUCAUUCGGGAGGGAGCCCCUUGGCAUGAUGGGCAGGUUCACCAUAACUCCCCAACGCCACUACCCCCUCCAGCAGACCGGCACAUCCUCUGUGGGCAUCCUGCCACCUGCCCAGUGGGACAGCUUCAAAAAGAAGAACGUUCUCACCCCUCGAAACUCCCCAGCAGUCCACAGUCCAGUCACAGUGAAGAUUGCUAGGCCAGAUCGCAACACCUCUCAAUCCCCCUUCUUUGAUCAUUUGAACUCCCUGGGAAUCCUUGGUUCUCCAGGCCUGGGGGCCCCUGCAGACCCUUGCUCCAGGGAGACUGUUCUGAGCGUGCUCAAAGAGAGCCGCAAGAGAGAGGUGGACAAUGAAGAUGACAGGAGCUUCACUGCAGGGCAAAAGAGCAAAAGGAGGCGUCAUGACAGCAGUGGGAGUGCUCACUCGGCAUUUGAGCCACUGCUGCCCAAUGGGGCUCCUACACAGCCGGUGCCCAAGCCUGGUAUGCUGAAGCGAGGACUGAACGCUAUGAUGGAGGAGUCAACGAUGAAGAAGUUGCGUACCUCCUCCGUCAGUUCUGUGAGCUGUGGCCUGACCCCCAGCGGCACCCUGGGCUCGGUCCGCAACUCCAUCCGCAGCUCCCUCAGCUCCUCACAAGGCUUUGCUCAGAGGAAAAAGGCCUCCACCCGCAGCCUCUCCCCUCUCUCCAGCCCUGGGUCAUCCCGCUCCCAGACCCCAGAGAGAGCCUCUAAAAAGCCCAGGGAAGAGGAUGCUCGCUCCCCCAGCUCUGCAUCCUCGACGAGGUCUGACAAGACGUUGAUGGACCCAGCACCCACCACUGAAAAACUGACUCUAGCCCCCGAGGUCCAUGUGGCGUCAGACUCUGCCGGUAGUGGGAAACGGAAACGCAAGAUUCCCCUGGUGUCCAGUCGUAGAGGAGACCAAAUCUCUCUCCCUCCACCUCCUGAGCUGGGCUACACCAUCACUGUGAAAGACCUGGAUCAGGAGAAAAAAGCUGCUCUCAGCCAGAUCAACACAGUCCUCGAAGAGCGUGUACCAGAGAAAUCUGUGCCAGCUCCAGUAGUGACCACAUCUUCUCAACCUCCUGUGUCAAGCGACCCCACACCCACCCUGGCCACCCUGCUGGCCAGCCCUCUUUCCAUAUCGACAUCUGCCAGUGUGGUGGCUCCUAUCUCUGUGAUCAACCUGGAUCCUGUCCCCUCAAGCACAGCUGCACCUGUCACCACCACCCCCGCGGCCAACCCCCUCCUGGAGUCUCUUAAAAUGAUGAGGAACUACGCCCUCGCCAGUGCUGCUGCCACCACUGCAGCUCCGGCUGUCUCCUUGGUGAAAGUAUUGAUGACUCCUGCACCACUGGUGACUUCUGCUCUGCAGCCAGAGACCAGCUUGACUGCUCCUCAGCCCACACCAGCCUCUUCCUUCCAGCCUGCCCCAACCUCCCUCUCCCAGCCUGCCAGCACCAUGUCCUCUGCUUUCAUCCAGGUGCUGAGCCAAGUCACCAAGGCCCCCAGCAGUGUCCCCAGCCUGGGUGGAGCUAGCUUGUUUGGCCUGGCCAACACACUGACAGCCCCUUCCUCCUCACUGGCCCCGACCGCCACCACAGAAACAACCAGCAGUAAUAAUCCCCGCCUGGCCUCUGUGUUCAAGCCCAUCUUCGGGCCUGCAACCCCAGCCUCCCCAGCCACAGAGAGCACACCUGCUGUCCCAACCUUUAAGCCCAUAUUUGGAAGUGCCACAGCCACCAGUGCUUUUGGACAGCCAGCCGCUACCUCAGCCCCCUCCACAGCCAGCGCAUCUGCUUCAUUGCUCAGCGGGCUCACCAACAGCAGUACAGUGGCCCCUGCUGCCUCCCUGUUCACUGGGGUGUCCAGCAGCACCGCUCCUGCCCCAGUCCCCUCCGCAGUCCCAGCCGCCCCGCCAUCUGUCAAAUCUCUGUUUGGAAACUGGAGUGCGCCGCCUGCAAUGACCUCUGCCACGACCAUUGCCCCUGCCACAGGAAGUACUUUCCAGUUUGGCUCUACCACAGCUCCUGCACCGACCCUCAGCUCCGCUGCAGCCGCCACCACUAGCAACAACGGCUUUUCGUUUGGUGCCAUGACCACCACCUCUGCUGCCACUCAACUCGCCCCCCCAGCCACCGCCCAGGGGGGAUUUACCUUUGGCCAGGCUGCAGCCACCCAAAACUCUACCACCGCAUCAUUCAGUGGCUUUGGCAUUGCCACUGCAGUCACUACUACUGCUGCAGCACCUGCAAUCCAGUCCACAUUCACGUUUGGGAAGUCGUCAUUCGAUGCCUCCACAGCAUCAGCGUUCCCUAGCGCGACUCAGGCCCCGGCUGCUGCUUCUGCAGCAGCUAAUCCUUUCACAUUUGGGUCAGCUGGGGCCACCCCUGCCCCCUUCGCUUUUGGUGCAGCUGCCACUACGGCAGCUUCUACAUUUGGGACCCCCACUAAGCUGGCAUUUGGAGCCAGCUCUACAGGUUUUGCAUUUGGCAACACUGCGGCUGUCCCAGCAGCCCCUGCCUUUGGCUCUGCCACUCGGACUACCGGCACACUCCCAGCCUCUGCCCCAACCUUCUCGUUUGGUGGUGUGUCUGCACAGCAGGCCCCCGCUACCCCUGUCCAGCCAACCACCGGAGGAUUCAACUUUGGCGCAGCAAUUUCAGGCACUCAGUUUGGAACACCCAACCUCACAACACAGACACCAGGCUUCAACUUCGGGGCUGCUGUUAGUGACAAGCCAGCCUUCGGGACGUCUACCCCUACUUUUGGCCAGAGCACAGCUGCAGGUCCUAUCGCCUUUGGAAGCCCAGGAACUCCAGUCCAAGGAUUCAGUGCUUUGGCACCCUCAGCAUUCGGCUCUCCAUCAACUCCCUCGUUCUCCAUUGGUGCUGGCUCCAAAACGUCAGGGGCACGCCAGAGGCUACAGGCCCGAAGGCAGCACCCCAGGAAGAAAUAGCCUAGCCAAGGCAGGUAGUGCAUGGCUUGGAAGCCCUUACCCAUUCAGCACUGCUAUCAAUGCUGCCCAUUACACCCUCCAGAGGAGCUGAACUGCUGCUAUGGCUAACACAGCUUUCCAUUGUAACCCCAGUCAGACCAACAGGCCUCCCCCGCCCUGUUGUUCCCCUGGGCUGGCCUGCUUUGUGGUACAAGGCUAGCAGAGGCGCACACGGCCCUCCUAGGAUGCCUACUGCUCUGACAGUGUAGCCACUCUCCCAGGGAGGAUCGGAAAGGGGGAUAGGAGGCAGAACGAAACAAUGUAUUAUACUUGAAAGACUAUUGAAAUCCAUUUGACUUUAAGUGUAGCAUAUCCAAUUCAAACAACUUUUCCCCCCCUGCUUUUUGCGUUUCCCCUACUAGACCUGUUUAUGACCCGUUUUUGAUUUGCUAAUAGAGCAGGAUUUGUUCAGAUCCGACGCGCUUCUCACUCACUUUGUUUUUGUAUAAAAUUCUAAGUAGGACUGUGUGUUAACGCCUAUACAAGGGCUGAACUGUUUUUUUGGACGUAUGCCCACGGUCAAAAUAGGUCUGCAGUAUGAUCUGCAUGGACAUAUCCAGUUGUACAUGGCAACCAUAAUGUAUAGGAGAUGUUGACAGUUUUUAGAUAAUGAAUUGUGUUUAUUUUACAUGCAAAGUUUCAAUUUGGAUUCCUAAAGGCUUUCACUCGGUUAAUGAAGACUGGUAUGUGGCAUCUUGGCACUUAAAAGGGCAAACUAAUUAGGCCUACCUGUGUUUUGAAUGAGUGCUUAGUGUAGUUGUCUCAGAUAUGCCCUUGUAUUAUUGUACAGUGUCACAGGCACUGGGAAACAUUCCUACAAUGGAAUUUGUUCUACUCGUUUGAUCCUUAAUGACAGAAUAAGGUGAACAAUAAAAUCCUUUUGAUAUACAUAAUUUAUGUUUAACUGAUCUGGGGGUGGCAUUAUGAUCAUGUGGAGUCCCAGGGUAGUAGUCAUUCGUGUGUCGAUAUUGUGUUUGUGUAAAUGGGCUACCCUGGACUUGCGCUAAAAACCAAAGGUCUGACCUACAAAAUAUUCUCUCUUCUACCACCGCUUAAGUCCUUUUCUCUACUGCUAUCGCCAUAGUGAAGAUGGGAGGUGGGGACAUUCAAGACCGAUCGGGGAACUGUUUGAGAAUGUUAACAAAACCUUCCUCCUUCCCUUGAAGUACCGUCUGUGGAUAGUAUUCCGUUGGAUGGGAAACAAAGCAAGUUACUGCAGCUUCCACUUAUCCUAACCUAGUGAAUUACUUCAAGGCAGAGGACGUAAGGAUGCGUUUUGAAUGUGGUCAGAGCAGUUGUGCUAUCGGAGGGAUGGGUAUGGUAGUCCUGGCGAGCCAUAGGAGAUGCAGGGUUUUCGUCCAGCACUGGAACACCAGAUUCAACUGGUCACAGUCUUGAUUAAAGACCCUGUUUGAUCAAUUAAAUACAGCAUUGUAAGUGUUCCCCACCAACAUUGCAUAGAACAAUGUAUGUCUUGAAAGCCAGCCCCCACCUUCACACAGAGCCCCCAUAAGAUCUAUCAUAGAGUUCUGACUGGCCAUGAUAGAAACAUCUGGGGACUGUACUACAAUACCCAUGCAUUUGUAUACUACCAAGACAAAGCUGGGUGCAUUUAUAAAAUUAACUGAGCUUGGUGCUCACAUGCUCCCCUCUUAUGCAUUGAAGAUGGACAUACUUGCGCCUUCAGUAGUCAAACCGCUUUCCCCUCUCUUGUAUGAUUCCCUUCAAGUCUUUUCUGGUGUUUUUUUGCUUGUUACUGUUUUUGCCUUGGUGAGCCUGGCUUGGAGGAAAUAAUGUGGUGAAUGGCGGCAUAUUGGUAGUGCCGGACAUGGGUUUUAUCUGCACAUUCAAUGGAUGAGGUUAAGAGUUUUGUUUACUUUUUAACAAUUUAAUGAUGAAUGUGUUUGGGUGUGACUAUACAACUAGAUUCACAAAUGUGCACAGCAGGAGAGGUGUUCUUGUCAUUAAUGCUGGAUUGAAACUCAGGACUAAAGGAACUGGAGGGGAAUUGUCUUCUUUCAUGUCAAACUUAACCUCUUUGUUGUGCGCAAAACAUUUUACUAAUGAUGUAGGUUACAAAAAUUACCUCAGGUGUUGAAUCGGUUAUUAAUUGGUCCACCCCUCUUGAGACAGAACUAGGAUUUUGAAUACUAAUUUUUAAUCAGAACUUCUCCUGUUCGAGCCAGUUAGUGUUUGGAAGAGGUGUGUGUGUAUGUAUGUGUGGCAUGAUUUGACUAAAUAGUGGCAAUGAAUGAACAUUUAAAAAAAACGCACAAACUUUAUUUUUGUAUUAAAGCAGGUUGCCUUUUAGAAUUCCUUCAAGCUUGGCUCACUGGCGCAAUUGGUCUAUAGUUAUUGAAUUUAAUUUGUUAAUCUUUCCUCAACCGUAUUGCAAUGGUGGAAUAAAAGCGUCUAAAAGUU
Molecule: messenger RNA, 6159 nt
Organism: Oncorhynchus masou masou (cherry salmon)
Lineage: Eukaryota; Metazoa; Chordata; Actinopteri; Salmoniformes; Salmonidae
Product: nuclear envelope pore membrane protein POM 121-like
Exons: 13
Coding region: 187-3699 (1170 amino acids)
Biological process (GO): RNA export from nucleus; protein import into nucleus
Cellular component (GO): nuclear pore
Molecular function (GO): structural constituent of nuclear pore
Source: RefSeq, a predicted model, not a curated record